Entrophospora candida is the source of this 309-nucleotide messenger RNA. The record is from the annotation of a GenBank genome assembly. Lineage: Eukaryota; Fungi; Glomeromycota; Glomeromycetes; Entrophosporales; Entrophosporaceae.
AUGGAUGGUUUAUGGGUGGAGAGAAGGCAGUGGAAUACUUUGGCUGUAAAAGUUUUAUCUUUGAUUGCUAGUGUUAUGUUGGUUAGUGUUAUACAAAAUAUGUUUAUUGCUUUCAUGAGAAAUAUAAUAAAAUUUGAAGAAAACAAUCAAUUAGCUAAAAAUUUAAAUACUAAAAUCAUAGAAAUUGAUUCAGAAGUUGUUACACUAAAAGGCCUACUAAAGGAUUUAAUAUCAGAAUUAAAAGAUGCCAAAGGCAAUAACAGUGGUGGAAAGGAUGGAGACAUGGAUGAUGAGAACAAGAAAAAGUAG